AUGCGCGCCGUCCUCCUCACCCUCUUUGCCGUCGGCGUCCUCGCCCAGAGCUCCGACCUGUCCGCUUCGUCCGCCCCCGCCUCGGGAUCCUCCUCGGAAUCCUCCAAGUCCAAGGAAACCCAUUCAUCGACACACAAGUCGAGCACCAAGACGGAGACCCACUCGGCCUCGGCCUCGGCCUCGGCCUCAGGCUCAGCCGAGCCCGCCGCAACGUCCAUCGUGGCCCCCGUCGCUUCGGCAGACACCGCUGGUGCGAGCGAUGUCAUGGCUAGCGGUACUGGUACUGACACUGGCACUGCCGCUGGUGGUAGUGCUGUGGCGUCUGCCAGCGCCACGCCUCAUUCGGGCGCCGGGGUCGUUGGCAUCAACGCCGCUCUGGCAGUCGCUGGCCUCGGCAUCGCCGCGCUCGUAUAA
Molecule: messenger RNA, 414 nt
Organism: Cutaneotrichosporon cavernicola
Lineage: Eukaryota; Fungi; Basidiomycota; Tremellomycetes; Trichosporonales; Trichosporonaceae
Exons: 2
Coding region: 1-414 (137 amino acids)
Source: RefSeq, a predicted model, not a curated record